AUGGACGCGCCUGGCGCGACACCGCCGGACGAAAGUGCCAUUCAGAGCACUCCCAAGCACGACACAUCCAUACGAACCGGAUCACCUACAGACACGACUCAAGGCGCCCAAGAUAGACAGCAACGAUUCAAUGACCACAGCUCUAAUAGCAGCGAUGAUGGAGAAGAAGAGGAGGCCGAUGAAGAAGAGGCCGAAGGAGAGGAUGACUCGGACGACGAGGACGAGGAACCCCGCCUCAAGUACGCAUACCUUACGAAGCACCUGGGAUCAGUAUAUCGCAACGGGGAUGCGACAAGCUCGUUCCUCGUAGCAGGGGAUAAAAUGAUCGUCGGGACGCACAACGGAAACGUCCAUGUUAUGUCCUUACCGCUUCUACAAUCCGUCCGUGUAUAUCAUGCACACUCAGCCAGUGUCACCUCAAUAUCGAUAUCGCCAUGUCCGCCUCCCCUUCCGAACUUCAAGCAAGAGCUCUUCAGCAAGCAGACUGCAGAAGAAUACAGACCACCAACGCGAGCAUCAACAUUCACUGGCAGUAUCCGUGGCCAAGGAAAACUGGGUAAUCAUUCGACCGUCCUUCCUCUACCAUCGAACUCGAUUUACAUCGGGACCUCCUCAAUCGAUGGCCACGUGUGCGUCUCAUCGCUAGUAGACCCGAAGGAUGUGCUAUUGCGCAAUUUUGGCCGCCCAGUCCAGUCUAUUGCUUUGUCUCCCGAAUACAAGAAUGACCGGGCAUUCCUGUCUGGUGGCCGAGCGGCCGCCACGGCGUCAAGUUGGCUUGGAUCCAUGGGCCUAGCAGCCACUAGUGGAAAAGACACGAUUAUCCACAGCGGCGAAGGGACUAUAAGCACAAUUAAAUGGUCAUUGUCGGGAAAUUAUGUGGCCUGGGUCAACGAGGAAGGCAUUAAGAUUAUGCGGUCAAAUUUACAUCUAGAUUCUUCAGAGACGGAAUUUGCCUGGAAACGAAUCAGCCAUAUCGAUCGUCCAAAUCGUCCCGGCUGGGACGAAAUGGCCAAUGUUUGGAAGGCACGCGCUGAAUGGAUCGACCAGUCCGCUCUAGACAGUCGGGACCAUCUCGAUCCAAAUGACUGUCCAGCAAGUCCAGAGGUACAGUCGACGGUGCUCACUGAGAAAGUGGAAAAGCUUGUCGUCGGGUGGGGAGGAACUGUUUGGGUCAUUGAUGUCUACCCCGAAAGGGCAAGCAAAACAUCCAAGGGAGAGAAAUUGGGCUCUGCGGAGGUUGUUACAAUAUUACGAACAGACUGCGUGGUAUCUGGCAUCUCAUUGUAUACACCUCGUCUUCUUGUCAUUCUUGCAUAUUUGGAGACCGAAGGCGAAACUGCAAGUAACGGAGGAGGCAGUGGGACCCGCAAUCGAAAAAAGGGCCUGGAACCUGAACUUCGUGUCAUUGACAUUGAGACCAAGGAAGAAAUUAGCGCCGAUACACUUUCAGUAAACCGCUUUGAGGGUCUCUCGGCAUCUGAUUAUCAUCUAAGUGUCUUGCCUCCGUGGAAGACCCCAGGGGGACAGGUCGUCCAGCGCGGUGCCCUCGGGGCUCUUGGUCAUGGGAUUUUGGAUGCUACUAUGUAUUCUGCGCGGCUAUUCAGCUCCGGUGCCAGUAUCCGCAGUACCACAAGUAGUGGGGACAAGGGAUCUGGUAGAUUUGCUCCCUCUUUCAUGUCCAAAAUCCACGCGACUGAGGAGCCCCUUCCGAAGGAGGUACAGGAAGUUUCAGGUGCUCCUGGUGCCAAAAUUUUUGUCCACAGCCCAUAUGACUGUGUUGUUGCAGUGAAACGGGAUCUUGCGGACCGUUUGUCCUGGCUUGAUUCUCAUGGCCAGUACGAGGACGCAUGGCGUCUCGUCGAUGAACAUCCCGAAGCUGCGGGCUCAAUACCUGACUUAGCCGACGUUAUGUCCGAGGCUGCAAGGUCGCAAACCAGUUUAGGUGACUUCUUCGCUGAUGAUCGAUCAUCCAUGACGACGGCUGGUAGAAGACAAGUUUCUGCUGCCGAACAAGAAAAAGCUCGCCUUGGGGAACUCUGGAUCAACCAACUUGUCAGCGAAGAGAAGUGGAUUCAUGCUGCGAGUAUUUGUGGCAAAGUCAUUCGCAAUGCCUCACGAUGGGAACACUGGGCGUGGGUCUUUAUCAAAAAGGAUAAAAUUGACGAGAUAACUCCACAAAUUCCAGUUGAUUUACAUCCAUCGUUGCCUAGUCAGAUCUACGAAGUCAUUCUCACUCACUAUGUGUCACGAGAUUUGGUCAAAUUCAAAGAACUGGUCGGAACAUGGCCGUCCGAUUUGUUUGAUGCGAACGUGAUCACAGAAUCCAUCGAAGCACAGGUGAAAUCCGGAUCGGUGCGCGCCGGUUCUGAGGAAUGGCGAAUCCUCACAGAUUGCCUAGCCAAGUUGUUCCUGGCAGGAGGGCAUUACCGCGAAGCCUUGCGUUGCUACAUUCGAUUGCAAGAUGGAGAUGCGGCAAUGUCUUUGGUUCGGGAACACCGAUUGCUCGAUGCAGUCACUGAUGAUAUACCGGCCUUCAUCAUGAUUCGCGUUUCCAAAGAGCAAAUGAAGUCUGCCACAAAAUUCGAACUGGAGGAGCUGACUUCUGAGCCCACGCGACUCCUCGUAAGGGAAGCAUACACGGGCAUUGUUCCCCCAGAUACCGUGGUAUCACAGUUGGUCGCCGCGGACCGGUUCCUGUUCCUUUAUUUCUAUCUCCGUGCGCUCUGGCGAGGUGAAUCAUUACCGCAGGACGCUCACAAACCUAGAAGAGGACGUGGAACGCAUGCUCGGGAUGCAGCCAGCAAGCUUGCUGCCGAUGAAGGCAAAGCCCUGAUUGAUAACUUUGCAGAUACGGCUGUUGAGGUAUUUGCCGACUACGACCGACCUCUACUGAUGGAGUUCCUCCAAACAAGCAUAUCCUAUUCGUUCGAGAAAGCCACCUCGAUCUGCGAAAACCACAGAUUCACGCCAGAGUUGAUUUUCCUUUUGUCCAAGAUGGGCCAGACAAAGCGAGCCUUGAACCUGAUUCUAUCGGAUCUCAAGGAUGUCUCACAGGCCAUUUCAUUUGCAAAGUCGCAGGACGAUCCCGAUCUGUGGGAGGAUCUGCUUGACUACUCCAUGGACAAGCCAAAGUUCAUCCAUGGUCUUCUCGUUGAGGCCGGGACGGCCAUCGACCCGAUAAAGCUUGUGCGUCGUAUCCCGAGCGGGCUAGAGAUUGAAGGUCUAAGAGAGGGCCUCACCCGCUUGAUCCGUGAGCAUGAUCUGCAGGCUAGUAUUAGUCAAGGCGCGGCUAGGGUUAUGCAAAGCGAAGUUGCACUUGGGAUGGACUCGCUGCGCAAAGGUCAGCGGCGGGGAAUCAGGUUCGAUGUCACCGAGGUUAGAGAGAAAGAUUCCAAUAAGACACCGACAAUGAAUGCCCCAGCUCAAGAUCACAUAUCUGAAACCAAUGGUGCGAGAGAAUUCGGAGGCCCUGGACAGGGAAGAUGUGGCGGUUGCAAAGCCGCUUUCCGGGAAAACGAGCGAGAAAUUCUCGUUGGCUUUGCUUGUGGCCACAUUUUCCAUCUAUCCCACUUGCACUCAGACACGCCACAACAAUCUGGCGCAAACAGCCGUGACCGAUCUGCUGAUCUUACACCCCGAGCCAUGUCUCCAGUCGACGAGACCCGGUCUGCCACUGCAUCUCGCAGUGUUGGCCCCAAGGUUACGACGGCAAGAAUCCUGCGGGACAAGAUUGGUGAUGGAUGUCGGAUUUGUGCUCUGACGCGAGACAUUGAAUCUCUUGGUGGUGAGGUUAAGGUUUGA
Molecule: messenger RNA, 3801 nt
Organism: Penicillium psychrosexuale
Lineage: Eukaryota; Fungi; Ascomycota; Eurotiomycetes; Eurotiales; Aspergillaceae
Product: CLH domain-containing protein
Exons: 6
Coding region: 1-3801 (1266 amino acids)
Biological process (GO): protein targeting to vacuole; macroautophagy; cellular response to starvation
Cellular component (GO): late endosome; HOPS complex
Molecular function (GO): protein binding
Source: RefSeq, a predicted model, not a curated record